This is a messenger RNA of Angiostrongylus costaricensis, 483 nucleotides long. Lineage: Eukaryota; Metazoa; Nematoda; Chromadorea; Rhabditida; Metastrongylidae. The record is from the annotation of a GenBank genome assembly.
AUGAAAGAAAACCCGACCGAAGACUACGAGCUGCUUGUCGAAGGACUAAAAAGCUGUGCCGAAUUCGUCUCAGUUCUUCAAGCAAGAAGAUCGGAUCGCAUUUCCAUCACUACUAAGGAGUUGCUCGAAAAGAGAAGUAAACUGAACCUUGAUCCUAAUGCAACACGGUUAGCAUGGCUAGUAAUAAGUGCCGACUGCAGAAGAGCUUUGCAGGAAGAUCUACAACGGUGCAAGCAGAAGAAAAUACUGGAAGCAGCAGAGAAAAAAAGCAGUCUGAAAAAAUUCCGUCGAGACUUAUGUGAUUAUAAUGUUCCACCGUCAGCGCUGAUGAGCGAAGAUGAAAUCGUCAAAACCUCCCGCCAUGAAAUGGAAUUAAUAGCGGAAACGUUCUACACCAACCUUUUCCGUUCCACAAUCCCCGUCUCGGGCCCUAGUAUCCCCGCUGGAGAAAAACAACUUGAAAUUCUUCCGUCGGAGGUUUAA